Messenger RNA from Chara braunii, 1340 nucleotides. NCBI's taxonomy places the organism in Eukaryota, Viridiplantae, Streptophyta, Charophyceae, Charales, Characeae. The record is from the annotation of a GenBank genome assembly.
GUGGAAUUAUUGACACGUGGAAGUGUAGUGGCGGCAGCCUCAAAGCUAUCAGCGAUGACAGGGGAGGGCAUGGAGACUUCGCUUCAUGGGGGCCUGCGGGGAACCCCUCUUGGUCCGCAGGUUGAGGAGGAAGUGUUCGCGCAGACUGUUGUGAUGACUUACAAACAGCAGUUGGAGGAGAUGUACACGGUGCUGUGCCAAGCGAAUGGAGAUCUGCCAUGCGACGUUCUGCUGGAGGGAUUGGAGACCUACGACAGGUGGGAUGAUGAACUCUACGAUCUCAUCUCUUUCCGACAGCAGGAUGUGGAUGACAGAGCGAGGGCGAUGGCUGUUUUCUACGAUUGCGUCGACAUCCUGCAGCAGGUCAAGGAUAUUUUUGCUGUCCGUCUAGCGACUAGUCGCGCUUGUGCUCCACCGGAUACUGACGUACGCACAGCAUCGACACCACCAACAACAUCGAUAACACCAUUAACAACACCAAUUUCGUCAACGGCAAUAACGGCGGCACUGAUUUCGACCACGGUCACAUUACCAGUGGUCAAUACGGUUUUAUUGCCAACACCAGUAACAGCAGUGACCGCAUCACCAAUAGCAUCAUCAACAAGAUUACCAUCAUCAGCAACAAUGGUACCAAUAGUGGCUACACAGACUGGCGCCGCAUCGCCUGCGCUGUCAAUUGCAACAUCUACACCAAUGAUUUCGCUAUCUAUAGAGAUGGCGCCGUCAAAUUGUCCUGGUUGUGUUUGCCAACGGGAGUUGUUCGUGCCGGGUUCUGACGCGCGGGGGUUGGAAGAGGGGCCACCCUCGUACGUGGCGUUCGCGGAUCUGCCACGAUCAAAGGUGCUCAUAACGUGCGGCUGCAAAACCCUUGAGGAGGGGCAAGGGUUUGGUGGCAAGUGCGAUGUGCGUGUUUCAGCAGACGGCUUUUGGGCCAGCAGCGGCACUGUUGGGGACGCACCAAGGAAAGGCGUCAUUCGUCCAAACAUAAACAACAAUAACUGUAAUACUGUGUGCACCGAUGACACCAGCAACCAAAUUGCUGCCGACAUUCGUGGAGGGGUGACUGGGAUUUGCCUGUUUUUCAUUCCGUCUUCCUUCUGGUCUACUGUGGGGGAUGAUUGGGGUCAGGAGCGAGAGGGAUGGGGAGUCGUUGUGCUUCGCGCACAGGAAGGCGAAGCUGGGAUGCGGGAAGUGGGAGGGGGGCGUGAAGGAGUGGGAUAGGGACGAUAGCUCCCUAUUUGUUUUCAUGCCCUCUACCCUGUGUGGAUUCGCGGAUUGCGUUUAGCUGCUGAAUAUGAUGAUCGGGGGGGGGAUAUGGCGAUUCCUACAUAACUUCGAGA